AUGGCAGUCAACAUAUUAGGCAAACUGACCGCCAGUAGUAAUACCGUGGUUCCGUCGAGGCCGAAAAGGGUGAAUAGGAAGAAGAAUGACAAUGUCUAUGAGUUCAUCGACUACGUCACUUCGGUCGCCCAGAGGAAGGUGCAGCGGAGUUAUGAGAUGGAGAGGCGUCUGAUCUCUGACCCGACUUUCCGGAAUAACUACAGCAUGAGGAGCUUGGUUGCCCGGCAAUACUAUAGGGGAUACGGUUUAUGUAAGAAAUUGUUGGACGAUGAGAAAAUACUGGGAUGUUUGACGAUAGUGGGCCGUUUAGAACUUGGGAUAUUUGUUUAUUGGCUGCUGGCUAAGAGUCUAGUCAAGAAGAAGCACUUUGUGGAGGCUGCCUCCAUAUUUGACAGGAUAGUGCGUUUGCUAACCGUUUUGGUUAGACAUGAUUCUGCUAAGGCCGACGGCCUUGGUAAGGACGGUGGUCUGGCCAGAAACGGCGACCUGGCCGCACACCGUCUGAGUAAAGACGUUGUCGAGCUCAGCAGUCCCGACAAAGGCCCAGGGGAGGACGGCGAUACUGUUGCGCUUGUGGCCCUGGGGGGAGGCUUGCACCAGAGAGAGAACUCGUCGCGACAGACCGAGCAAAGACAGUUGUUGAACAUGAUACUUGAUGACCUGAUGCUGUGCAAAAGCAAUGUGGGCGAGGCCAGCACUGUGACAGGGGGCAGUAGCAGCGAUGGCGGCGCCGAUAAGCGGGGCGACCAACGGGCGAUAAAGGUGAAGGUAGCCAUUGAGACUCUGGAGGAGUUGUAUGCGCACGCGAACCAGCACUUCGAGAACGCGCAGAUGCCCAACAUUCAAGAUUUCGGCUUCCCAUUGGCUGACGCGUGCUUUGACCACAUCGGCGAAGUCAUGACUCUCGAACAACUAGACAUCGUUCUGCGGCAGACUCUCGAACAACGGUCCAAUCCUCCACCCAGUCUCGAGGGCCUCCUGGGCGACCUGUCCGCAACGUCGGCGCCACUCAUGAGUUCGGAACUCUGCAGACUCAGCCUUGCCCUCCUCCUCGUCCGAGAUCUUCUUGAUGCCCAUAGAGAAACCGUCUUGUCCAUCCUUCAAAGUCUUGAACCCAUGGUCAUAUCCAAUCUGUUAUUCCAAAACAGACAAGCGGUUGACCGAAUCACUGAACGAUUCACUCUUGAAACUACCGUCAAACGGAUCAAGGAUGCUCGCCAAUAUCUUUCUCACAAAUUUACCAAGUUGACCAGUUGGGUGGAUAUGCCUAAAGUGUCUUUGAUGCUACAGAAUCUGGAAUCAACGUACAUAUCGCUGCUGCUGUUGUGUCAUAACCAGUGCCAUCAGGCUUACGCGGUUGCUAAGCUGGUAUGUCAGAGAACGGCAGGUCCGUUGAAGCUUCGUCCGGCGCGCUUCCGGCCCUCAUUGGCAAGCUCAACGGAAGAGUUUUUGAAGUUGUUAGAGAAAGCUGAUAUGGAGAGUCCUACUGGCGAGGUCAGGGCUCUUUGCUUGCUGGCAUGUCUUACGAAGCCGGCUGAAGAUAGUUCCCGACCUGAUCCGUGGUCGACUCCCGAGUUUAGACCACGCGUGGGAAGAGGAGCCCCGGUUUCCUACCAAACCGCGGGUGUACCUCAACCAUUCAGCUCAACGAAAAAGGAAGAUGACAUCACUUAUAGACUAGGUAAUAUAGAGCGUGUGGGUGAUAGAGAACAUCUCGAGGAAACACCCGCACAACAGUUCGCAAGAAAAAGAUCAGAUGGAGACUCCCUUGACGAAGUGCGCAACCUGCUCGAGCCUGUAUUCGGGUACAAACUGCCUUGCGCUGCGCCUCCAAUAAGAUUUGAUCUUGAUCCUUAUGCUGUGGACAUGGAGAAGGCGUUGAAGGGAGUAAAAAAGGCAACCGGGUCAUAG
This is a messenger RNA of Gregarina niphandrodes, 1911 nucleotides long. RefSeq lists its product as hypothetical. The record is from RefSeq and is a predicted model, not a curated record. The transcript is spliced from 4 exons. Lineage: Eukaryota; Apicomplexa; Conoidasida; Eugregarinorida; Gregarinidae. The coding region runs from base 1 to 1911 and encodes 636 amino acids.